Messenger RNA from Hemibagrus wyckioides, 432 nucleotides. RefSeq names its product parvalbumin 9 (gene pvalb9). Gene Ontology annotation, cellular component: cytoplasm; nucleus. Gene Ontology annotation, molecular function: calcium ion binding. Bases 1 to 330 code for a protein of 109 amino acids. The record is from RefSeq and is a predicted model, not a curated record. Lineage: Eukaryota; Metazoa; Chordata; Actinopteri; Siluriformes; Bagridae. The transcript has 4 exons.
AUGUCUCUCACUGAUAUCCUCUCUGCUGAAGCCAUUGAAAAUGCCAUUAAGGACUGUGAAGCUCCGGACUCCUUCACUUACAAGAAAUUUUUCCAGCUCAUUGGCCUGACUAAAAAAAGUCCAGAGGAAGUUAGGGAAGUGUUCCGCCUCUUAGAUGACAACAACAGCGGGUUUAUAGAGGAGUCAGAGCUCAAGUACUUCUUGCAGCGGUUUAUCCCGGGGGCACGGACUCUGACAGUGACUGAAACCAAGAACUUCAUGUCAGGUUCAGAUGGUAACAGCGAUGGCAAAAUUGGAGCAGAUGAAUUCCAGAGCAUGGUCCUGUCUUAAAAGAAUGACCGACUCCCAGUCCACUACCAGCAGUCAUGCUGAAGUUUCAUCUGUCCCACUUCCUUUUACAUUUCCAAAGAUUUUUCAAAGACCAACAUGCAC